Messenger RNA from Lentinula edodes (shiitake mushroom), 1466 nucleotides. RefSeq lists its product as uncharacterized. Gene Ontology annotation, biological process: protein phosphorylation. Gene Ontology annotation, molecular function: protein kinase activity; ATP binding. Bases 133 to 1251 code for a protein of 372 amino acids. Lineage: Eukaryota; Fungi; Basidiomycota; Agaricomycetes; Agaricales; Omphalotaceae. The record is from RefSeq and is a predicted model, not a curated record. The transcript has 7 exons.
CCCUAUGCAAUCAAUCAAGCUGAACAAUUCUGGGUCGACAAUGCAAGAUGGUUGGAAAAUGUGGGUUACAGGUUACGGGCACGGUAUCAGCCAAACCGACCCCCACCCCAGCCUCUACCCUGGACGGAGGCCAUGUUUAACGCAGAAGAGUCUUAUUUAUUCUUACAGGGAUCAAUAAUGGACGCUGUGCGGAUAUCUGACAAUAAACCUGUGAUGCUCAAAGCAGUAUCACGAAUAAUCCAUCCACAAGAAGUUAAAAUUGGCAUGUAUUUCUCCGACAAAUCUAUUGCUUCAGAUCCUCGCAACCACUGUAUCCCUAUCUACGACGUCUUUCCAGUAGCAGACAGUGAAAUGGACUUGAUUGUUAUGCCAGUUUUGAGGCCAUUUGAGAACCCACAAUUCGACACCGUGGGGGAAGUCAUUGCAUUCAUACAACAAUUACUCGAAGGUAUCCAAUUUAUGCAUGAACAUCUUGUUGCCCACGGCGACUGCACAGAGAUGAACAUCAUGAUGGAUGGCUCCCGAAUGUAUCCCAAAGGCUGGAAUACCCUGGAUCCCUGGCAGGCAAGAGACGACCCAUUUCGUGCAGCUAAGCGCGCUGGGUUUCGAAUGCAAUUUUGGCCGAAAUACUAUCUGAUUGAUUUUGGCCUUUCUCAUAUGUACACUAGCAAAAGCACAGUCUCACCAUUGGAAAGGAUAUUGAGGGGAGGCGACAAGUCGGCCCCGGAACAUGCACCCGAGUACAAACGUGCUAAUCCUUUCUCGACUGAUAUAUACUACAUCGGUAACCUCAUUCGCGAAAACUUUACCGAGCGCAGAAAUUCCAGUCUUUGCAAACGAUUUUGUUUUUUGAAACCGCUCGUCGAUUCUAUGGUCCAAGAUGACCCGGUCAAACGACCCACAAUUGACGACGUUGUCAUGAAAUUUGAUGCUGUUGUCCGAAAGAAUCGAAGGAAUCUCAAAUUCAGGGCAGCGGCAUGCGACCUGCAACACUUCCAAUUUACUGACCAAAUCCCUGCACUUUUUCGACGAUUUACAAAGUAUUUUGUUAUGACACGUUCGUUACCUGUUCUGCCACACCCCGAAAGACAUUUGUCAUCUGAACUAUGUUGGAUGUAUUCGGGGUCUCCCACAAAGUACCCAGAAGUUGCCUUAUAUUCUCACUUUUGUUUGUCCUGUAGGGAUCUUUGUGUACGUCACAUUAUGAUACCCAAGUCAAUGUCUACUCGCAAUUUGCAGUUUCCCCUUUGAUCAAUUCAGCCCGCUCCCAACUUCGAGUGACCUCGCAAUAUGUAUGUUGAGUCACAGCAUAUCCUAUAACCAGCUGCACAGUGUGUAUACCACAAGAGUCGGGAAGCAAAACACAGUCAGACACUUACUACUACUGGACUACUACUGGUAUUGUUGAUACUACAGAUCAUUGUCCAAAUCAUGGACAUAAAGAAAUGUGGGACGCUCCUGACCUU